AAUGGAGAAUUUGGAUUGGAAUGAAACUCCGUUUAAUUUUGGAUCUUCAUUUGAUCCAAUACAUGUAAUUUCAAAUUGGAACAUGCCACAACGCCAAGAAGCUGCUAAUAGAUUGGCUGCUGAUUCUAUGGCGGCUAAAGCCGGAGCAGCAGAUCUAACCCGGGACUGUACUGAUGUAGGCUUUUCUUCUUCCCCAAUACUCAAUAUGCCUAACAAUUACAUCAGUGAUAAUAAUCCAUUAGGCCUAAUGUCCGAUUUCGGUGUCGAAAUUGUUAAGCCGGCAACUGGGCUAAUCUCCAAUACUGUAUCUCUAGAAUCCAUUGAUUGUUUAUUAUCAGCAACCACCACCAACAAUACGGACACAUCAGUCGAAGACGAUGGCAUGUCCGUAAUUUUUGCUGAUUCGAAUAGCUUGUGGAAUUCCGGAGAGUCUGCCGGAAUUAAUCCGCCUGCAGGUUAUCAACAGCUUUUGACCUGUCUGCCUACUGACCAUAAGAUACAGGAAGAAGAACAAAAUCAAAGAAAACGAAAAUCUUAUGAACUAGAUGAAGCAGUUUCACAAUCAUCUCUGGCGAAUUCUUCGAGCGAGUUCAAUCUAUUCCAGUCAAAUUGUGGUAAUUUUCAGCUAAUUUCGGAAAAACAAUCCAAAUCCAAGAAGGCGAGGUUAAUUGAGACGAAUAAGCGUCCAAGUUCAUCAAACAUCAAUUUCCAACAAGCUAGUUCAUCAGUAUCGUCAAUUGAUCAAGAGCCCGAUCCGGAGGCGAUUGCACAGAUGAAAGAAAUGAUAUACCGAGCUGCAGCAUUCAGGCCGGUUGAUUUCGGUGCUGAAGCACUAGAAAAGCCUAAACGGAAGAAUGUAAAGAUAUCAACGGAUCCUCAGACAGUGGCGGCGAGGCAAAGGAGAGAAAGGAUAAGUGAAAGGAUUAGGGUUUUACAAAGGCUAGUACCAGGAGGAAGUAAAAUGGAUACAGCAUCAAUGCUUGAUGAAGCAGCAAAUUAUUUGAAAUUUUUGAGGUCACAAGUGAAAGCAUUGGAAGUAAUAGGGCAAAAACAAGAUCCUUUUACUUCAAUAGUACCAUUUAAUUACCCAAUUCCCAUGCAAUUACCACAUUUUCCACUACAAAACCCUACUCAAAUUCAUCGACCAAAGAGUUGACAUGCUUUUUUUUUUCU
Molecule: messenger RNA, 1173 nt
Organism: Solanum verrucosum
Lineage: Eukaryota; Viridiplantae; Streptophyta; Magnoliopsida; Solanales; Solanaceae
Product: transcription factor bHLH87
Exons: 1
Coding region: 2-1156 (384 amino acids)
Biological process (GO): regulation of DNA-templated transcription
Molecular function (GO): protein dimerization activity; DNA-binding transcription factor activity
Source: RefSeq, a predicted model, not a curated record